AUGGAUAGUGCUUGGAGAUCCUCUCCCCAAUUCCUCCUACUCCUUUGUUUUGCUUCAUUUCUUCAACUAUGUCACUCAUCAUCCCAACUAAAGAGCUACAUUGUCUACACUGGCAAUAUCAUAAAGGAUGAGGCUUCCAUGUUGGCUCUUUAUUCAAGCAUGCUACAAGAAGUUGCUGACAGCAAUACUGAGCCCAAGUCAGUGCAGCGGUACUACAAACGAAGUUUCAGUGGCUUUGUUGCUAAGCUUACGGAGGAGGAAGCCAAUAGAUUGGCUAGACAUGAUAGAGUGGUAGCUGUCUUUCCUAAUGAAAAGAAGCAACUCCAUACAACAAGGUCAUGGGAUUUUAUUGGCUUUCCACUACAAGUAGAUAGAGCAACAGCUGAGAGUGAUGUCAUCAUUGGAGUGCUUGACUCUGGAAUCUGGCCAAACUCUGAGACCUUCAAUGACAAAGGAUUCGGUCCACCACCUAGUAAAUGGAAGGGCACCUGCCAAAGUUCUACGAAUUUCACAUGCAAUAAUAAAAUCAUUGGGGCUAAGAUUUACAAAGCUGAUGGACUCUUUACCCCGGACGAUCCAAAAUCUCCAUUAGAUUUAGAGGGUCAUGGCACUCAUACAGCAUCAAUAGCAGCUGGGAAUCCAGUUAGUCCAGCUAGCAUGUUAGGCCUUGCUCAGGGAACAGCAAGAGGUGGCGCGAUAAAAGCACGCAUUGCUGUGUACAAAGUGUGUUGGUUAUUUGACGGUUGUUCUGAUGCAGACAUACUCGCAGCAUUUGAUGAUGCAAUUGCAGAUGGGGUUGACAUAAUAUCAGUUUCUAUUGGAGGUUUCAAUGAUCAAAAUUACUUUAGAGAUUCAAUUGCCAUUGGAGCAUUUCAUGCUGUGCGAAAUGGAGUAUUGACAGUAACUUCAGCAGGGAACAGUGGUCCAAAAUAUUCCUCCCUGUCCAAUUUUUCGCCUUGGUCAAUUACUGUGGCUGCCAGUAACAUAGACAGGAAGUUUGUUACCAAGGUUGAACUGGGUAACAACGUUACCUAUGAGGGUACCUCGAUAAAUACAUUUGACCUCAAGGGGGAGUUGUAUCCAAUAAUCUAUGGUGGAGAUGCACCAAGCAAAGGCUUCGAUUCAUCGACAUCAAGGUUUUGCUUCAGCGGUUCGUUGGACGAAAAAUUAGUUGAGGGUAAAAUUGUUCUCUGUGAGACCAGAAACAAAGCGAUAGGUCCUUUCGAUGCCGGUGCUGUUGGGGCAUUGAUACAAGGUCAAAGUACUCGAGAUAUUCCUCCUUCUCUUCCAUUACCUGGAUCUUACCUUGGUUUGAGGGAUGGUGCCUCUGUACUUGACUACAUAAACUCUACUAGGACUCCAACUGCAACCAUAUUUAAGACUGAUGAGACAAAGGAUACAAUAGCCCCUGUUGUGCCCUCUUUCUCUUCAAGGGGUCCAAACAUUGUUACACCUGAAGUGCUCAAGCCGGAUUUAGUGGCUCCUGGAGUUGCCAUUCUAGCUAGUUGGUCUCCAGUUUCCCCUCCUUCUGAUGUUGAAGGUGACAAUAGAACAUUAAAUUUCAAUAUUAUCUCCGGAACAUCAAUGUCUUGUCCACAUGUUUCUGGGGCAGCAGCAUAUGUUAAGUCAUUCCACCCAACAUGGUCUCCUGCUGCUAUUCGUUCAGCUCUAAUGACAACAGCUAAAGAACUUAGUCCCACGAUUAACCUUCAUGCAGAAUUCGCAUAUGGCGCAGGCCAAAUUGAUCCUUCCAAGGCUGUGCACCCGGGUUUAGUAUAUGAUGCUGGUGAAAUAGACUAUGUAAGGUUUUUAUGCGGACAAGGCUAUAGUACAAGGGCUUUACAACUCAUCACAGGAGAUAACAGUAGCUGCUCUGAAACAAGUUCAGCAAGGGAUCUAAACUAUGCUUCAUUUGCACUUUUUGCCCCACCUUCCAACUCCAAUGCAGUAAGUGGCAGUUUUAACAGAACUGUUACAAAUGUUGGAUCAGCAACGUCCACGUAUGAAGCUAAGGUGAUUGCUCCUGAAGGACUAAAAAUUGAAGUGAACCCUAGUAUUCUAUCAUUUACUUCUCUUAACCAAAAGCGCACAUUUGUGCUCACAAUUGAGGGAACAAUAGAAGAACCCGUAGUGUCAGCCUCUUUGACUUGGAGUGAUGGUAAAGUCCAAGUGAGGAGCCCCAUUGUUGUGUUUAACAAUGCUUAA
Molecule: messenger RNA, 2205 nt
Organism: Sphenostylis stenocarpa
Lineage: Eukaryota; Viridiplantae; Streptophyta; Magnoliopsida; Fabales; Fabaceae
Source: the annotation of a GenBank genome assembly